This is a messenger RNA of Sphenostylis stenocarpa, 3264 nucleotides long. NCBI's taxonomy places the organism in Eukaryota, Viridiplantae, Streptophyta, Magnoliopsida, Fabales, Fabaceae. The record is from the annotation of a GenBank genome assembly.
AUGCGCACAUUGUAUACUGAGAUCUCCAACUUUUCCUCCCUCAGUUUAUUUUUGCAGACUCUAAUUUUAAUUUCCACAUUACCUUUCCUCCUCAUAAUUUUUCACUUAUCAUUAAUAUGUCCCAACUCUCAAUCAUCAGUUUUGUUUCUGCUUAAUCCGGAUACCUUUAACUCUUCCAAUUGCUUCUUACAAAUGGAGGAUGUUGAAGACAAGCAACCCUCAGAACCCAAUAUAAUAAGGGCUGAGCAGAACCCACCGGCAGAAACCCCUGAUGAAGACAUUGAAGCGAUGAAUCCUCCCAAUGUUCAGUCUUCCAUUGAAGCUCUGGACAGCCAACAUAGUGAUAUCAGUAGAAUGGAGUCUGGCACUCGUUUUCCCGUAACCGAGUUCUCUGACUUAGAAGUGUCCCUAAAUGAUUCUAGUGAUCAAACUAUAGCACAAGCUGAACAACUUCCCACAGGUGAUUCAGCUUCUACUCCUAAAGCUACAAUUCAUGGAACAGAAGAAGGCCACCAAGGAGCCAUGGCUGCAGAUUCUGAACCAGGAGGUUUAGAAGAAGAUAUCUUUAACAGGCAGGAGGAUGGCGUCUCUGCCGUCACUGCUAGCAGUGAUAAUGAUAAUCUGAUGAAUCUCUCAGCACCCUCUUCUGAAACCAAAGAAUUGCAUACUGACUCCAUGAAGCUAAUAACAGACUCACCUCAAACCCAGGUUGCUAAUAUUCCCAGAGAUAAUUCAGCUUCAACCACCAAAGUUACAGUUGAUGUAACGGAACAAAGCAACCAGGGAGCCAUGUCUGCAGAUUCUGGAGCAUUAGAAGAUAUGUCAAACAGGCUAAUGGAUGGUGGUUCAACCGUUCGUGCUGGCAGUGAUGUUGAUAAUCAGAUGGAACCCUCAACUUCCUCUUUUGAGGAAAAAGAGUUGCUGAAUGACCACAAAGAACUACAGAUUGAUCCACCUCAAACAAUGGAUACUGAUGUUGUUGUGGGAGCUGUUGGCUCACAUGGUGUGGCUUCUGGCAAUCGUGUUGAUAAAUCUUCUGAAAGAAUAGAGCCACAAAAUGAUAAAAUGGAGCUUAAGAUAGGACCGCCUCAAACCAAGAUUGCUGAUGUAUCUGUGAAAACUGUUAACUUACCUGGUGCCACUGAUGAUAAUCAGAUGGCUUCCCCUUCUGAAAGGAUACAGUUUCUGAAUAAACAGAAAGAACGAAAGACAGAUCCGUCUCAAACACCUGUUACUGAUGAUACUGUGGGAGCUAUUGACUCACCUGAUGCCAAGCAGAUAGCCGAAAGAAGAGGCCUAAUUGAUACAGCUGCUCCAUUUGAAUCUGUCAAGGAAGCUGUUUCCAAGUUUGGAGGCAUUGUGGAUUGGAAGGCUCAUAGAAUCCAGACAGUAGAGAGACGCAAACAUGUUGAACAUGAACAUGAAAAGGCACAGAAGCUGAUCCCAGAGUAUAAAACAAAAUGCGAGGCUUCUGAGCAAGCAAAAAUUCAAGUACUGCAGGAGCUAGAUACCGCUAAGAGACUAAUAGAAGAACUAAAACUUAACCUAGAGAGGGCUCAAACAGAAGAGCGUCAGGCAAGACAGGACUCAGAACUUGCAAAGCUCAGAGUGGAAGAGAUGGAGCAAGGUAUUGCAGAUGACUCUAGUGUUGCAGCCAAGGCACAGCUUGAGGUAGCUAAAGCUAGGUAUACAUCAGCUAUUACCGAGUUAACUAUCAUAAAAGAGGAGUUGGAUGCAUUGCGUGGAGAAUAUGCAUCCUUAGUUGUUGAAAAAGAUGAAGCUAUAAAAAAAUCUGAAGAGGCUGUUGCUUCAUCGAAGCAAGUAGAGAAGACAGUGGAAGACCUGACUAUUGAGCUGAUUGCCACAAAGGAGGCACUGGAAAGUGCACAUGCAGCACACAUGGAAGCAGAGGAACAGAGAAUAGGAACAGUCAUGGCAAGAGAUCAAGAUUUUCUAAGUUGGGAGAAGGAACUUAACCAGGCAGAAGAAGAACUCCAGAGUCUCAACCAGAAAAUUUUGUCUGUUAAGGAUCUCAAAUCUAAAUUGAGCACAGCCUCAGCUUUGCUACUUGAUUUGAAAGCUGAAUUAACUCUUUAUAUGGAAUCAAAGCCUAACCCUGAAGGUGAUGAAGGAGUCUCGAAAGGAGGUCUAGAGAAGAAGAGACACAGUGAAAUACAAGAAGCAGUUGCAUCAGCCAAAAAGGAACUUGAGGAAGUGAAGCUUAACAUAGAGAAAGCUAGCACUGAGGUAAAUUACUUAAAGGUGGCAGCAGCGUCCUUAAAAUCAGAACUUGAAAAAGAGAAAUCAUCUUUUGUCUCCGUCAGACAAAGAGAGGGAAUGGCCUCCAUUACAGUUGCAUCUCUUGAAGCUGAACUGGACAACACAAAUUCAGAAACAGUUUUGGUUCAGAUGAAGGAAAAGGAAGGCAGAGAGAAUAUUGCUGUGCUACCAAAGAAACUACAGCUAGCAGUUGAAGAGAACAAUCAGGCCAACUUGCUUGCUCAAGCAGCUCGUGAAGAGUUGCAGAGAAUAAAGGAGGAGGCUGAACAAGCAAAGGCAAGUGCAUGUACAAUGCAAAGCAAAUUACGAGCAGCUCAAAAGGAGAUAGAAGCAGCCAGGGCUUCUGAAAGGUUGGCAAUAGCAGCAAGUAAAGCAUUGCAAGAGAGUGAGUCAUCCAGCAACAACAGGGAAGUGGAGUCAUCAUCCUCUUGGGUGUCACUUUCCGUGGAGGAGUACUAUAAUCUCAGCAAACAAGCAUAUGAUGCAGAAGUGGAAGCCAGCUUGAGGGUUGCAACUGCUAAUUCUGAAAUUGAGAUAGCCAAGGAGUCUGAAUUGAAAACCUUGAAGAAGUUAAACGAUGUGAAUAGAGAGAUGGCUGCUAGAAGGGAAUCUCUGAAGAUCGCAAUGGAGAAAGCCGAGAAGGCGAGGGAGGGAAAAUUAGGUGUAGAACAGGAACUACGAAAAUGGAGGGCCGAUCACGAGCAACGAAGAAAAGCUGGUGCAUUAGGCCAAGCAAUGGUUAAGCAUCAAAGUAGUAAAAGUUCAGGCACUAGUUUUGACAGACGCAAGGAAUCAAAUAGUUUUGAUAAAUCUCAUCGUGCACCUCUACGUUUCUUCUCCAGUUCAAAGUCUUAUGUCCAUUCAAACAGUGGAGCUGUGCCAUCCCCGGAUGCAAAAGCCGCAAAGAAGAAGAAGAAGUCAUUUUUUCCAUGGGUUUUUAUGUUCUUUGGGAAAAAAAAGACGAACACAACAAAUUCAGGGUAA